Messenger RNA from Phialemonium atrogriseum, 1342 nucleotides. Its product is annotated as mitochondrial carrier domain-containing protein. Gene Ontology annotation, cellular component: mitochondrial inner membrane. Gene Ontology annotation, biological process: mitochondrial phosphate ion transmembrane transport. Gene Ontology annotation, molecular function: phosphate transmembrane transporter activity. The coding region runs from base 1 to 948 and encodes 315 amino acids. The transcript is spliced from 3 exons. Lineage: Eukaryota; Fungi; Ascomycota; Sordariomycetes; Cephalothecales; Cephalothecaceae. The record is from RefSeq and is a predicted model, not a curated record.
AUGAGCACAUCACAGAGCAAGCUUGACGCCCGCGGCGCACCGCCGUCGAGGGCCAUUGAGCUCUACAGCCCCAAAUACUUCGCAGCUUGCACGUUGGGCGGCAUCAUCGCUUGCGGCCCGACCCACACCGCCGUCACGCCCCUCGACCUGGUCAAGUGCCGGCGGCAGGUCGAUAACAAGCUCUACCGGUCCAACGCGGCCGCCUGGCGCAAGAUCUUUGCCUCGGAGGGCCUGCGCGGCGUGUUCACGGGUUGGGCCCCGACCGCCGUGGGCUACAGCUUCCAGGGGGCGGGCAAGUACGGCUUCUACGAGGUGUUCAAGCAUGCGUACGGCGACACGCUGUUCCCCAACGCCAACCGCACCCUCGUCUAUCUCGCCGCCAGCGCCUCAGCCGAGUUCCUCGCCGACCUCGCCCUGUGCCCCUGGGAGGCUAUCAAGGUCCGCAUGCAGACCACCAUCCCGCCCUACGCCCAUACCCUGCGCGAGGGCUGGACCCGCAUCGCCCAGCGCGAGGGCAUCGGCGGCGGCCUGUACAAGGGCCUGUACCCGCUCUGGGCCCGCCAGAUCCCCUACACCAUGGUCAAGUUCGCGACCUUCGAGUCGGCCGUGACCGCCAUCUACAAGAGCAUGGGCGACCGCCCCAAGGAGGACUACAGCAAGCUCGCGCAGACGGGCGUCAGCUUCCUGGGCGGCUACAUCGCCGGCAUCGGCUGCGCCGUCAUCUCCCACCCGGCUGACGUCAUGGUCUCCAAGCUGAACGCCGAACGAAAGCCCGGCGAGGGCGCCGGCCAGGCCGUCGCCAGGAUAUACGGCAACAUCGGCUUCAAGGGGCUCUGGAACGGCCUGCCCGUCAGGAUCCUGAUGAUUGGCACUCUUACCGCCUUCCAGUGGCUCAUAUACGACUCCUUCAAGGUCUCGAUUGGCUUGCCGACAACGGGAGGUCACUGAGUGAGGGCUUCCAUAGAACAAUGCCAAUGUAGGCAAGAGGAAGGAUCUUGUGGAGGCUGGCUGUGGCUUGACUGGUCUUUCUGAAGGCUCUAAAACAACUGCUCGAUGCGGAAUUCUGGCCCAGGUAGCUGAAAAGGCACCAUGUCAGAGGAAACUAGGAUGGUAGAGUGUGUUUGAGUACCGGGAUUUCCAGCGAAGAAGAUAGAUCGCGAAGACUAGCUGAUAUAGCAUGCACCACGGCACAGGGGAAACUCGUGUUCGGACGAAUACGAUCGUGUCAACCUCCUCAGCGGGGUGAGGAUCGUGACAUAUUGGCAAUUACCGAGCCACUGGCCGACGUAUCCGUAACCAGGGCAGAGAAGCAGUUCGAUCGCCACGCCGCUCAACCCGAUUU